GCUCGUCUGCCGCCUGCGGGGCGGGCGGCGCGGCGGUGACAGCGCGGCGGCGGCGAGGCCGGGAGAGCGGGAGCGCCGCCGCCGAGGACCAUGAGGAAAUUUAACAUCAGGAAGGUGCUGGACGGCCUGACGGCGGUCUCUGCCGUUGCCUCGGCGUCGUCCGCCGCGCAGCAGCAGGCGGCGGGGAACCGGGAGACCGAAAUCCAGGAGACGCUCCAGUCCGAGCACUUCCAGCUCUGCAAGACUGUACGCCAUGGUUUCCCCUAUCAGCCUUCAGCCUUGGCAUUUGAUCCGGUUCAGAAAAUACUGGCCAUUGGGACUCAGACUGGAGCACUAAGGCUCUUUGGUCGGCCAGGAGUUGAAUGCUACUGUCAACAUGACAGUGGAGCUGCAGUAAUCCAACUUCAGUUCCUGAUUAAUGAGGGAGCUCUUGUGAGUGCCUUGGCUGAUGACACCUUACACCUGUGGAACUUGCGCCAGAAGAGACCUGCUAUACUUCAUUCACUCAAAUUUAACCGGGAACGGAUAACAUUUUGUCAUCUGCCUUUCCAAAGCAAAUGGCUAUAUGUGGGCACCGAAAGAGGAAACAUUCACAUUGUCAAUGUGGAAUCAUUUACUCUCUCAGGCUAUGUCAUCAUGUGGAAUAAAGCCAUUGAACUGUCAUCCAAAUCUCACCCAGGACCUGUUGUCCACAUUAGUGACAAUCCAAUGGAUGAAGGAAAGCUUCUGAUUGGCUUUGAAUCUGGAACGGUGGUAUUAUGGGACCUGAAGUCAAAGAAGGCAGAUUACAGAUAUACACAUGAUGAGGCUAUCCACUCCGUGGCUUGGCAUCAUGAAGGAAAACAAUUCAUUUGUAGUCACUCAGAUGGUACCUUGACCAUAUGGAAUGUAAAAUCUCCUACCAAACCAUUCCAGACAAUCACUCCACAUGGAAAGCAGCUGAAGGAUGGAAAGAAGCCAGAACCCUGCAAACCUAUCCUUAAGGUGGAAUAUAAAACAACUAGAGCUGGGGAGCCUUUCAUCAUUCUCUCAGGAGGCUUGUCAUAUGACACUGUAGGAAGAAGACCCUGUUUAACAGUCAUGCAUGGGAAAAGUACUGCUGUGCUAGAAAUGGAUUAUUCUAUUGUUGACUUUCUAACCCUGUGUGAAACACCAUAUCCUAAUGACUUUCAGGAACCAUAUGCUGUAGUUGUUCUCCUAGAAAAGGACUUAGUACUGAUUGACCUUGCACAAAAUGGGUAUCCUAUAUUUGAGAAUCCCUAUCCUUUGACUAUACAUGAGUCUCCGGUUACCUGCUGUGAAUAUUUUGCUGAUUGUCCUGUGGAUCUCAUACCUGCACUCUAUUCAGUUGGUGCUCGACAGAAACGUCAGGGUUACAGUAAGAAGGAAUGGCCUAUUAGUGGAGGCAACUGGGGUUUGAUCACUCAGAGCUAUCCAGAGAUAAUUAUUACAGGGCAUGCUGAUGGAUCAAUCAAGUUUUGGGAUGCGUCAGCAAUAACAUUGCAAGUACUCUAUAAACUAAAAACAGCCAAAGUAUUUGAAAAAUCACGGAAUAAAGAUGACAGGCCAAACACAGAUAUAGUAGAUGAAGAUCCAUAUGCUAUUCAGAUCAUCUCAUGGUGUCCAGAAAGUAGAAUGCUGUGCAUAGCUGGAGUUUCUGCACAUGUCAUUAUUUACAGGUUCAGCAAGCAGGAAGUGACAACAGAAGUCAUUCCGAUGCUGGAAGUACGUCUUCUAUACGAAAUAAAUGAUGUUGAAACUCCAGAUGGUGAGCAGGUGCCACCUGUACCAACUCCAGGCACAGGUUCCAAUCCUCAAUCCAUUGUUCCCCAGUCUCAUCCAUCUACUAGUAGCAGUUCGUCUGAUGGACUUCGUGAUAAUGUCCCAUGUUUAAAAGUUAAAAAUUCUCCUCUCAAGCAGUCUCCAGGCUACCAAAUCGAGCUCGUUAUCCAGCUGGUGUGGGUGAGUGGAGAGCCUCCUCAACAGAUAACCAGCUUAGCCGUCAACUCAGCGUAUGGCCUAGUAGUUUUUGGAAACUGUAAUGGUAUUGCCAUGGUCGAUUACCUCCAGAAGACAGUGCUCUUGAAUCUAGGCACUAUUGAACUGUAUGGCUCCAAUGAUCCGUAUCGCAGGGAGCCACGAUCUCCCCGAAAAACUCGGCAACCCUCUGGAGGUAUGCUGACUGUGGCUUCUUGCAUGUGCGGCCUUUCUAACUUAUAUUCAGAGUCUGUGAAAAAGCUUCGCACCUCUUAUAUAACAGGUCUUUGUGAUAUUAAUGAAGGUACAGUGGUGCCGGAAGACCGUUGCAAGUCGCCCACGUCAGGUUCUGGUUCACCAAACAAUUCUGAUGAUGAACAAAAAAUGAAUAAUUUUAUAGAAAAGGUGAAGACCAAAAGCAGAAAGUUUUCCAAGAUGGUAACCAAUGACAUAGCAAAGAUGUCCAGGAAGCUAAGUUUGCCAACUGAGUUAAAGCCUGAUUUAGAUGUCAAAGACAACUCUUUCAGUCGAUCCCGGAGUUCUAGUGUAACUAGCAUUGAUAAAGAGUCACGCGAGGCAAUUUCAGCUCUUCAUUUUUGUGAGACUUUCACAAGAAAGGCUGAUACAUCGCCUUCCCCGUGCCUGUGGGUUGGGACCACGCUGGGUACAGUGCUUGUCAUUGUACUGAACUUACCCCCAGGAGGAGAGCAAAGACUUCUUCAGCCAGUAAUUGUUUCUCCUAGUGGAACCAUCCUGAGGCUAAAAGGGGCAAUCUUGAGAAUGGCUUUUUUGGACACCACAGGAUCUUUGGUCCCACCAGCACAUGAACCCUGGAGAGAACACAAUGUUCCUGAAGAUAAAGAUGAAAAAGAAAAAGCGAAAAAGCGACGACCUGUCUCAGUGUCCCCUUCUUCCUCUCAGGAAAUCAGUGAAAACCAAUAUGCAGUGAUAUGUUCAGAAAAGCAAGCAAAAGUUAUCUCACUGCCAUCCCAGAACUGUAUUUAUAAGCAAAAUAUAACAGAGACUUCUUUUGUUCUUCGUGGAGACAUAGUGUCAUUGAGUAACAGUAUCUGCCUUGCAUGUUUCUGUGCCAAUGGACAUAUUAUGACUUUUAGUUUGCCAAGUUUAAGGCCACUGUUGGAUGUAUAUUACCUGCCACUCACCAAUAUGCGGAUAGCCAGAACAUUCUGCUUCACCAAUAAUGGACAAGCACUCUAUCUUGUCUCACCAACUGAAAUACAGAGGCUCACCUACAGCCAAGAAACAUGUGAAAAUCUUCAGGAAAUGCUGGGUGAGCUCUUCACUCCUGUAGAAACACCAGAAGCACCAAACAGGGGGUUUUUUAAAGGCCUGUUCGGAGGUGGGGCACAGUCACUUGACAGAGAAGAACUCUUUGGAGAAUCAGCAUCUGGGAAGGCAUCAAGGAGUCUUGCCCAGCAUAUUCCAGGACCUGGGGGUAUUGAAGGUGUCAAAGGAGCAGCAUCUGGUGUAGUUGGUGAACUGGCACGAGCCCGGUUGGCACUGGAUGAAAGAGGACAGAAACUGGGAGAACUGGAAGAAAAAACUGCAGCUAUGCUUUACAGUGCUGAUUCUUUCUCAAAACAUGCUCAUGAGAUGAUGUUGAAGUACAAAGACAAGAAGUGGUACCAAUUCUGAUGACUCUCAUCAAUUACAUCUGUUUAAUUUUGUCCUGAUGAAAAAAAUCUUGUUUUUUCAUUAAUUUUGGCAGGACCACUGAAAUUUAAAGAAGUAUUCACCAUCGGAUACUGUUGUUUCCUAGCACAAAUGACACACUGUUUUACCUCAGUCAUGGCUUUAACUGAGGAGCUUUAUAUCUAAGAAACACACACGCAAAAAAGAACCAAACUUGAGUGUUUCUUAGCUGUUGGUUGGCAUAAAGUUGGAACAGAGAACGUAACUGGAACAUGUGGAAAAGAGAGUAAAGGGAAAUCGUGGUGAGAUGGGCAGGGGCAAUGCAGGGUCAAUCCUGUGUUAAUAUUUCAUAUGCCAAAGGUUUUUGUGCUAUUGUAAUUGCUGGCAGUGUUAUACCCUCCUGUAAGGAGAGGCAAUAAAUCAGAGGUCCAAGAGCUGGAAUCAAGUUGGUUUGUCUUGCUGGACAGUAGCUGACUUACAAUUACCCUCUCUAGGACUUGCUAUAUUUACCAUUAUUGUUGAAGAAGAGUUGAAGUUUACUGUCACUUCUUUCAUUUGAAAAGCUGGAAGCUUGGAAGAUUUCUUAUUGAAAAUUGUAUACAUAGUUGACCUGUGCAUAGUCUUUUCUUGGACCCCUGAUCUAGUAUUCUUGUAUUCACAUCAUAUUCUGUGACGUGCAAAACAAAAUACGUAAUUUUUGCAUUAAAAAAGUCAAGUGAAUAAUAUGACUGGAAUGUGUCAUGCUGGGAGUUUUCAUUUGUGUUAUGGCCGUGCAAUGUGAAAUGUGGUAACAUCUUCCUUGUGGUAAGAAUUCUUCAACUUCUGUUCAGUUAAAUAUUAUUUUUGGCUAAAAAUAGUUAUUGGUUCAGGUUGUAUAACAUUUAGAAUUGGCUGUGGGUUCCAUUCAUGCUGUGAGUUUUUAUAAAUGUUUAACAGAAUGUAUCUUUACAGCCAUUAAUUAAAAUAGCUGAGAUAGUUUUGCUCAAAACUUAAGUUCUAGAUGCCCCUUUAGUCCUUUACUAUGAAAUCAGAUAACCUUGGACUCAGGUUUUCAAAGUUUUACACACCAUGGAGGUGCUGAUGCAUGAAUAAUGACAAGCAAGCAUCUAAUACUUAAUAAUUGUCAGUAUGUUGUUUAGCAAAUCUCUAAGUUCUGCUAGUAGAGAGCUAUUUUACAAGUACCUGUCUCAGCCCCACCCAGCACUAAAGACAGUUGUCCUAAAGUUUGGAUUUAGUCUCUAAAGCAGUGCUUUCAGUGUAAGCAGUGGCAAAGUGUGCACAAAACCUUUAGGAAUUGCUGAAAUAAUGUUCAGUUUGAGUGAGGUAAAUUAUACAGCUGAGCUAACUUGUUAAUGGCUACUGCACAAAAGCUAUAUCAGUGCGAAUGACCAGGGCUCUUUUUAGAAGAGAGUAUUCCUUAAAAUAAAUGCUUGCAUUUCAGAAAUUCCUUUAGACCUUUUUCCUCAAACUAGGAAUAGUUACUGACUGGUUUUGUUUUAUAAAAGGGAGUACUUAGAAGCUGAUAGGUCUACAUUGUCUGAAAUUAUUCACUUAGGUUUGCUUCUCCAAGCAUUGCUUUUUGUGUACUUUUUUCACAAACUUUCUGAAUGUUCCCAAAGCAAAACCUUUGUUUUAUUUUUAUUGUGAAGUGAUGUUGCAGGUACACAGACAAGGCAACCUUACAAAACACCUCAAGGAUGCAAAAUAUUUAAGUUACUUAAUGGUUCUUAAAUCACUUUUCAAAUGAGAGGCAAAUAUGCUUGGACUUUGUAGCACAAACUGAUAAAUUUUCUCACUUUAUGUAUAGCAACAUUUAAUUAAAAAAGACAAUUGAAUUGUGUUGUCAGUACGAUGGCAUGCCCUACUAUGCCCACUGUUCAAAGUCCUUAACGAAUGAGAAUGUGACAAUUCGAACAGCAGUAUUAUGAUUUCUUCAUGGCUCUGUCCUGUAACUACUGAGGCAAUGUCUAUUUGAGUUACUUAACUCAGUUUGUCAUGCAAUAUUUGCCUCUGCAUGUUAAUUUAUUUUUAGUGUCUAAUUAAUGCAUAUUUAACACCAUUUUGUUAGACAUCCAGGUAGAAGAAAACUAGAUAAACCAUUACGCAUACCUCAUCCAAAAAAACCCGCCCUUGCUGACACUUGUCCCCUUCCUUAUCUCACAUUUAUAAAUUGAGAUGACUCAUGAUUUGACCUGGUGAAGAUAAAACUACAUUUCAGGGCAACAGAAUUCUGGGAAAUUAAUCUGGUCAGGUUCUGGGGGAGAGGAUUGUAAAAGUAUUCUUCAACAAAUUAUGGUAUCAUUCAGUGGAAGAUGACCUUGGCUCGAAAAGAAAGCGUACUUAACUUUCUUAUCAAGACACAUUUGACAGCCACCAGCAAGCAAAAUAAUAAGAGGCAAUGAGAGACCAUCUGCCAGUACCAGACGAGUAGUGGCUUAUUUGGUGUUGCAGAAUCUAUCGUAGUUGAAUCUCUUCUGUUGCUUAUGUUCAGGGCAUGCUUCUAGAUAUGAAGGCUAAUGAUUCGAUUGCUCAUGAGAUAAACACACAAAUGGUUCUUGGUCAAUAAAAGGGGCUAUGUACAAUUUUAGUCUAAAAUGUUACUUUUUCCUUCCCAGUGGAAGGAAGGUGAUCACACACACAUCAUUGCAUCUUAUUGUGCUAUUGGUGGUGCACCUUUUGUACAACAAAGUAUAUGGAAAUCCUUGCGGGGAAGCACCCCUGGUUUUUCACUAGCAUUUUAGUUGUGUGAAAUUUUUUAGAGUGUCUGGAAAACUAUAAAAUACAAUUGAGCUAUUACUUUUUUUUUAAUGAAAGUAAGAAACUACCUGCUGCUACCUAUCUGUUUAUAUGUAGUGUGUCUCAUUAGGAACCGUAAACUGAAGAAGCUUUUCUUCACUUUAGUCCUGCCAAAUCAUAACUUUUGAAUCCUGGUAUGUGUAAAUAUGUGUGUAUUCCAAAUCAGUCUGAAAGUGUUACACCACAGGCAUCUCCAGUGAUUGUUCUUCAGCAAACAGUCAGUUAUAAAGUAUAGUAAUAUAUAGCUGUGUUCCUUGUCUGUCUUUAUGCAAAGUUUUUGUGCCUGAGGUGGUACUUGCAUGGCAGGUGAUAUUGGAAAGCUAAAUCCAAAGGAGGAUUUUUGGAAGCAAGUUCAUUUUCUUUUUUUUCCUUUUAGUUUUCCUUUUACUUUCCUUUCUAUGUUUUUUUGUUUGGUUGGUUUUUUUGGUGGCGUUUUGGUUUGGGCUUUGGUUUUUUUUUGGAGGGGAAUUUUUGUUUGGUUUUUUUUGUUGGUUUUUUGUUUCCUUUUUUUUUUUUUCCUUUUUUCCUUUUUUGCUUAAUUAAUGGCACUGAUCUUACCUGAACUUUUAAACUUGAAUUUUUCCUGCACUUUAAUUCAAUCAUGGUAUUUUAUUCCUUAAUUUCGUUUCUGCAUUUGUGCAGUUCAGGUUCAUUAUUUGUAUAUAUAAACACACAUGUUCAAUAAAGACUUUAGAACAGAUUACUUUCAGGCACCUUUGCUAAUUAUGUGAUUGAUUUAGAAUGUGUGUUUUCUUAGCAAAAUAUGUAUAUACAAUAUAGAAUCUAAUGAAAGGCACGUAUUCUGUGUCAGCAUUCAGUUUAUAAAUUACUGCAACACUUUCACAUUUGUUACUAGAUAAUACAAAAGAAAUCUGUUAUAUUUAUACAUACUGCUUAAGAAUAUACUUUUAGUUUUAAAUAAUUUUUAUAUGUACACUUCUACCUUUAAUUUUAAAAAGACUUACGUUCAAGUUUUAAGUCAAAGUACUUAAAGUAUGUAUAUUAUCCAUAGAAGUUGUUUUAAGCUUAUGAAUACAUUCAUAUCUCAUAUCGAGAUGAUACAAUUACUAAGCAAUGAAAACAAAUACCCCAUUUUGCUUUGCAGAAAAUAGUCAGUUAUUUUUACCUCCCUUUAUGAACAUUCUUAAACAAUUCUCCAAGUAUGGAGCAAGUAGAUAGGGAACUAGCCUAAUAUAAAAGUUUUCUCAAUAGGUGCAGUCCAUGGCUGACUGGUUUUCUAUGGUUUGGUUUUUUUUCUGGUACACACGAGAGACUUUUUUCAGCUAUUUCUUGGACUUUUAAAAUUCUCCAAAACUGAAGUGAGGUUUGUCCAAUAAACAUUUUCUUUGAGUAAUAUGUGUAUUUUGAUUAUACAUCAGAUCUUUACAUGUAAAUCAGGGUUGGGUUUUAUGUGGGUUUGUUUUGUUGCUUUUUUGUAUCCGAAACAUGUGUUGGAAAACUUAAGAUUCCUUGGCUGAAGUGCCCUCUGCUUUCUCCUCGUGGUUUAACAUGUCUGGGUGGGCACUGACCACAGACAGAGCCUGGUGUGGGAGUGAAGGGCUGCAGUGCCUUGCUUCCCUGUCCAAGUAGAAGGGCAACUUGUCAGUUGAAUCUUCCCUCAUGCCAGCCAAUUUCCUGGAUAAUUCAUGUGAAUCUUUUUGGGGGGAUGUUGAUAACUUUGCUACUACCACAAAGUCUUCAAAUACUCUCUAGACUGAAAUUAAUGAUGUUUGAGGGGUGGAAGUGAACAGAAACAGGGGGGGGGAAAAGGGUGUAGUGUAGGUGAAUCAGUUAAAUCAAUUUUACUUCAGUUUUCAUUGAAAAGCUAACCUGGGCCAAUUUCUUCUUCUUAAGCCCAUUAUGAAGAUGUGCUAUAUAUCCUUAUUACUGGUACCUUAUUACUGUUUCAAGUCUGAUGAGUGUACUGUUUCUGGGUUCUUUUACACCUUACAAAGUUUAGACUUAAAGAUGUGGGCAUUCAUUUUUAAAAAGUGGGAAAAAAAGGAAGAAGGGAAAUGAGGCAGAAACACCAAACAAUCAAAUGAAAGAUGUCAAUCAGUAUUUCUUUUAGUAUUUCCAUGUGCUAAUGUUUAACCUACCGCUGUAGGUUACUUUGACACUUGUGUUUCCUUUUGUUAGUACCUAAGUUCCAUAUUACAAGGCAAAGAACUAGAAGUUAAACUGUUUCAGUUGAAAACAUGUAAGGAGUUGUAUGUGGAUUACCACUACCAUUCAGUAAUAGGUGAUGGAAAGGGAGAGGGGUGGGAACAUGUUUUAAAUAUUCCCUUUUAAAACAGAAUUGUAAAUAAGCAGUACUGUGUUAUUUUAGACCUGAGCUCUGCUAUCUGUAGUGGUUAGAACUAGGAAAACAUGCUGCUUUCUAGUUAUGCUGCUGUUUCAUUGUACCAGCACCAUGGGGGAAAAAAAAAUACAUCCGUAAAUUUUUCUAACAUUGCCCACUCCUGGGUAAGCAUGCUUGAUGUGUAGCAGUUCUCGUUUCUGUAUAUGUUAGUGUGUACAUGUGUGUUUUCUUUUUCCCUUCUGUUCAUUGCAACUUAUUCUUCAGUUAAGUCUUGCUGAGCCCCACUAGCUCUUCUGAGGAUGAUUACUGGAAUAUGCAUUUUUAGGUAGGGUUGCAAAUCCAUCUGUCUACAAAUAUAGUUUCAUAUGAACUGCAAACUGUACUGUUACGAACUCAACUAUGUUAGAUUGCAUAGAGUUAUUUUAUUUACAUGUAGUUGGACUGAAUUAUGUCAUCAUAAUGAAGUUAAAAAAUUAAGUAUGGAAUAUUUUUGUAAAUAAAAAUACCUGUGCAGCUGGUAUUUUAAAUUUAAAAUGUAUUAUACAUUAAUGUUUCAGAAAAAAAUGUUCAUAUAUGUGUAUAUGAAUGUGUCAUUAUGCUGAAGGGCUCUUGAUUGGGCAAAAUAAACUAUUCAAAUCUCUCCUGAAA
This is a messenger RNA of Corvus hawaiiensis (hawaiian crow), 9376 nucleotides long. It is a transcript of the gene STXBP5, whose product is annotated as syntaxin binding protein 5. Lineage: Eukaryota; Metazoa; Chordata; Aves; Passeriformes; Corvidae. The coding region runs from base 91 to 3633 and encodes 1180 amino acids. The transcript is spliced from 29 exons. Gene Ontology annotation, biological process: regulation of protein secretion; regulation of exocytosis. The record is from RefSeq and is a predicted model, not a curated record. Gene Ontology annotation, molecular function: GTPase activator activity; myosin II binding; syntaxin binding. Gene Ontology annotation, cellular component: SNARE complex; cytoplasm; plasma membrane.